Messenger RNA from Zasmidium cellare ATCC 36951, 2853 nucleotides. RefSeq lists its product as uncharacterized. Lineage: Eukaryota; Fungi; Ascomycota; Dothideomycetes; Mycosphaerellales; Mycosphaerellaceae. Bases 1 to 2853 code for a protein of 950 amino acids. The record is from RefSeq and is a predicted model, not a curated record. Gene Ontology annotation, molecular function: ATP-dependent chromatin remodeler activity; ATP binding; DNA translocase activity. Gene Ontology annotation, biological process: reciprocal meiotic recombination; double-strand break repair via homologous recombination. The transcript has a single exon. Gene Ontology annotation, cellular component: nucleus.
AUGAAGCCAUUCAAACCACCAAGUCGUAUUGGCAGCUUAUCGACUUCAAGCUCAGCGACAUUUGCAUCAUCACCGCCCAGAGAGCCGCCUGCCAAGAAGCGGCGAAUCAGUCAGGACGACGAGGACCAGGAGCAAGCUGCAAAUCUCGAGGCUUCUGUCGCGGCUGCCAACGUCUUGAAAGUCAAGCCAUUCCAAGUACCCAAGAAGUUUGUUGCCCCCGCUCGAAAACCACUGGAGCCUCUCAGCGUGCCGAAUGGAUCAUCCCAAGGCGAGCCGAAGGCAGAAGCCCUGGCUGAGAGCUACUACAUUGUUGUGUGGCGGAAAUUCACCAUGAAGAAGAACAAAACUUGGGAUGGUGACGGUGUCCUCUCUGUCAAAGGCACCUAUGCGACUCUUCAAGACAUUUCUGGUGGCAAAGAACUUGGCCGUGGAGUGUGCAGAGGCCCUCUUCUCCCCGGAUCCGAGCUAUCACUGGGCGGCAAAGAGAUUGAAGUCGACUCCAUAAUUUCCAAGGAAGACUACCUGGCCGGCAAGCCCUUUCUUAGUAAGACCAAGAGUGCUCCGCCGCCAUCUCUCAAGGAGAUCAACGGAACCGAUCGAGUGACCCACAAGGAACAAGCCCGGUUUAAGAAGCUGGCUGUCAACCAGAAGGAACGACUCGUCAGGACUGCAGCGUCAAGCAAUGCAGCAAAGUCAACCUUCAAAGCUCCGUUGAAGAACAACACUGUUCAGGUAGCACCCAGAGAGUCCAAGAAACCAGUCCCACGACACGAUCCCUCAGCUGAGAACGCUUUCGUGAUGAAGAGGCUAGAGAGUGUACCCAGAGGAAAGCAAAUCGUCGACGUUGUAAUGGAUCCACUCCUCAACAAGGCUCUUCGUCCCCAUCAGCGUGAGGGAGUUGCUUUCUUGUACGAAUGUGUGAUGGGCAUGAAAGGAUACACCGGCGAGGGCUCUAUACUAGCCGACGAGAUGGGGUUGGGAAAGACGUUGCAAACGAUCGCCUUACUGUGGACGUUGAUGAAGCAGAAUCCAGUAUACGAGGAUCCUCCAGUCGUCAAAAAGGCACUCAUAGUGUGCCCCGUCACACUCAUCACCAACUGGCGCAAAGAGUUCCGCAAGUGGCUGGGGAAUGAACGCAUUGGUGUAUUCGUUGUCGACAACAACAAAACUCGUCUUACGGACUUCACGAAGGGCCGUCAAUACCAUGUUAUGAUCAUCGGCUACGAAAAGCUCACCAAGGUCAUCGAUCAGUUGCAGGGAGACUGCGGCAUCGACAUAGUCAUCGCCGACGAAGGCCAUCGACUCAAGACUUCGAAGAACAAGGCCGGGCUUGCCAUCAGGUCCCUCAACACCGAACGCAGAAUCAUUCUGAGCGGCACACCUGUGCAGAAUGAUUUGGAAGAAUUCUAUCAGAUGGUCGACUUUGUCAAUCCUAGUAUCAUGAGCAAAUACACGACCUUCAAGAAGGAGUUUGAGACGCCUAUUGAAAAGAUGCGUCAACCAGAGGCCACCAGGAAGGAGGUGGAGCUGGGUGCGGCUCGUUUGAAGGAACUCAUGGAACGCACCGGCAUCUUCAUUCUCCGGCGCACUGCAGAAAUCCUGUCAAAGUACCUGCCGCCCAAGACGGAGUACGUGGUGUUCUGCAGACCGACACAGGCGCAAGUGUCUGUUUACCGUACCAUUCUCGGCACGCAAGCCUUCAAGGUCGCCUUGGAUACACCGAAGUCUGCGCUUGGACUUAUCAACGUCCUGAAAAAGGUCUGUAACAGCCCCUCCCUGCUUUUGGAGAAGAACAACAAGGGCGAAGAGGCUACCGAUGUCCAGUUUCUUGAGGGCGUGUCUUCAUCGUCGCUCAACCGCGGCGCGAGUGGAAAGUUGCAGGUUCUGGACUCGCUCUUGCACCAGAUCCACAGCACGACUGACGAGAAGGUGGUGCUGGUGAGCAACUACACUCAAACCCUCGAUGUUCUGGCCAAGCUUCUGACUUCACUGGACUAUCGUUUCAUUCGGCUGGACGGAUCGGUUGCUCAGAACAAGCGCCAAGAUCUCGUGGACCGAUUCAAUCGGUCGCCAAAGAGCAACUCGUUUGUCUUCUUGCUGUCAACGAAAGCAGGCGGGUCUGGUCUCAACCUCGUUGGUGGAUCUCGACUCAUUCUCUUCGAUUCGGAUUGGAACCCUGCGAACGAUGCCCAGGCAAUGGCGCGGAUCCAUCGAGAUGGACAGAAGCGGCCCUGCCACAUCUAUCGUCUCCUGACACAGGGUGCUCUCGAUGAGAAGAUCUACCAGCGCCAGGUCAGCAAGACAGGACUUGCAGACAGCGUUGUAGACAGCAAAUCCACUGCCAACAGUUUUACCAAAGCGGAGCUGCGCGAUCUGUUCACCUUCGACGAGAGUCAAGAUUGCCAGACGCACAAACUGCUCGGAUGCGACUGCGGUGGGACUGGACAGCCUGUUGAACCGCCUGCCGAGGACGUUGUGGAGGAAGUGGAGGUCGAUGAAGAGACUGGCAUUGAGAUUAUGCGGCUGGACCAGAGCGAUGACGAAGAACUGCCUGUCGUUCCGGAGUAUAGCAGCAAACUUGUGAAGCUUUCGGAAGUCGAUCGGGAUGCGCAGGAGGCGGAGAUUGCGCGCGAGAAGCGCGGAAAGGCGAAGAUGUUGAGCUUGAUGCGGUAUACGCAUUUCGAUACGGCAAGGGUGAAGGAGAAGGUUGCUUCGAGCGAAGAGGCGGAUGAGGAGUCUGAAGUCUCGGAACUGAAUGUUGUCGAUACGGCUAUUGAGGACGCUGCGCUGCGGAAGGUGGUUUGCGAGGAGGGUGGUAGAGUUGGGUUCGUCUUUGCGAAACUGAGCUGCUGA